UUAUAGAAAAACCUCACUCUUUCUAUACUCACUGUUGAUUGCGGCUAGGGUUUGCCAACAUCUCUCUCUUCUGUUGAUUCUCUCUCCCCACUUCUGUUCAAGAGACAUAGAUCCGUUGAUUCCAAUAUGAAUACGAGGUUAAAUUAAAGGCUUACUUAUAAAUAAUCUAAAAAAACAAGGUUGCGCUUGGUGCUGUUGCUCAAGAGAUGGCGACGAUAAACUCUUUUGAUCUGCUGGGCGACGAUACCGAGGACCCCUCACUCCUCGCGGCUCAGCAGAAGAUCGAGCCGAAGAAAACCGUUGCACCACCGACUAAGCAGCCGGCGCAGCCAAAACUCCCCUCCAAGCCGGUACCCCCGGCUCAGGCUGUCCGAGAGGCAAAAUAUGAUUCUGCACGAGGAGGUGGACGGGGUCGAGGACGUGGAUAUGCUCGUGAUGGUGGUGCGCGUCCUAAUAGAGACUUUUCCAACAAUGAAAACUCAUAUGGCAAUAAGGAAGUAUUUGCUGCUCAGGGUGCACCUGAUGAGGUUGAUGGAAGGUCAUCUGAAAGGCGUGGUGGCGGCUAUGGUGGACCUCGUGGUUCAUUUUCUGGUGGCCGUCGAGGUGGUUACAGCAAUGGAGAUGCUGGUGAAGGAGAUCGAGACCGCACUCGAAGGCCUCUCGAGCGCCGUAGUGGAACUGGCCGUGGAACUGAGAUGAAACGAGAAGGGUCAGGUCGCGGAAACUGGGGAAUGCCUACUGAUGAAUUGGCACAAGUGACUGAGGAAGUUGGCAAUGAAGACGAGAAAAAUCUGAAUGUGGAGAAGCCCUCGGGAGAGGAAGAUACUGCUGAAAAUGUAGAAAAGGAAGGUACUAAAGAGGAAAAUGAAGAGAAGCCUGAGGAUAAGGAGAUGACACUGGAAGAGUAUGAGAAGCUUCUUGAGGAGAAAAGGAAGGCUUUGCUUGGUCUUAAGUCUGAGGAAAGGAAGGUUGAUGCAAAAGAAUUUGAAUCAAUGCAAGCACUCUCAAACAAGAAAGCUAAUGAUGAUGUCUUCAUUAAAUUGGGCUCCGAGAAGGAUAAAAAGAAAGAGUUGGCUGAGAAAGAAGAGAGAGCUAAAAAGGCUGUCAGCAUCAAUGAAUUCUUGAAACCUGCUGAGGGUGAGAAGUACUACAGCCCUGGUGGUCGUGGACGAGGUCGUGGCCGUGGCGCUAGAGGAGGAGGCUUCAGUGGGCCAAGCGACAGGAGCACUUUCCAAGCACCAGCCAUCGAAGACCCUGGGCAGUUCCCUACCUUGUGUGGUAAAUGAGAUCUGCCGCUCGUCGUUAUUUAUUGCAACAUUGAUUCUCAGUUUUGCUUUGUGAAUCUGGAAACACGUUUUAAUUGUUUGUUUUGACAUUACAUUAUUGCCUUUUAUUUACCCGUUUUUACAUCCCUUGUCGAAUGUGUUGUGCGCUUAAUCCAUCGACUUGUAAAUUACCUAAGAAACAGCGAAAACAAAUUAUUCGAAAUUUUAAUGUUA
Salvia splendens (bonfire salvia) is the source of this 1499-nucleotide messenger RNA. RefSeq names its product RGG repeats nuclear RNA binding protein A. The coding region runs from base 207 to 1286 and encodes 359 amino acids. Gene Ontology annotation, cellular component: cytoplasm; nucleus. The record is from RefSeq and is a predicted model, not a curated record. NCBI's taxonomy places the organism in Eukaryota, Viridiplantae, Streptophyta, Magnoliopsida, Lamiales, Lamiaceae. Gene Ontology annotation, molecular function: mRNA binding. The transcript is spliced from 7 exons.